This is a messenger RNA of Abrus precatorius (Indian licorice), 852 nucleotides long. RefSeq lists its product as uncharacterized. The record is from RefSeq and is a predicted model, not a curated record. Lineage: Eukaryota; Viridiplantae; Streptophyta; Magnoliopsida; Fabales; Fabaceae. The transcript is spliced from 2 exons. Bases 156 to 434 code for a protein of 92 amino acids.
GGGGUUGGAGUGUGUGAUGAAUACUUAUACAAGUGAUUGUUGUUGUUCACUGAGAGAGAAGAGGUCUGGCCGGGUUAAAAAGGACAGUGGUGCCACGUCGGCAGAGAAGGAAGAACAAGAGCAACAGCAAGAAGACAGCAACCCCAAUCAAGCUUAUGGAUAUUUGGCAGAAGAUGAUUUUCCCCGUCAGGCGUGUUUGGCUCGCUCUCUCUGCUCGCCUCAAGCCUCGCAAAAACGGAGAAGGACUGUUGAAGCUUCAGGAUGAUGUAGAGACUUGUGGAUAUCAGGAUGUACAAGUGAUGUGGGAAAUGCUACAACGAACUGAAAGUGAAGUUAUAGAAAACCAUCAUAAGCGCAAGCAAUUUCCGUUCUGGAGGAUCUUUGUGUGGUCAAACCAGAGUGAAGUUUCGUCGGAAUCUGCAAAUCACACAUAAAACAAGACGCAAGUUUCAAGUUUACAAAUAAAACCGCUACUGAUGUAUAGCAGUCUGCAAGUGGCAAGCCACCAUCCUUUUUUAUCUUCCCAUUGCCAGCAUUGCGGAAGCAUAAUUCUUGUUCUUGGCAACUAAAACUAUGUACAUGUCAUUAUCAUAACAAAAUCUUAUGAGGUUUCUCUCUUACAACUGUACUACCGUAUGACAGUAGUAUGUAAAUAUGCAAAUACUUUGUCAAAACUCACAGCCAAGACCUUCUGGGGAAUACCUACAGUUUCUCUAACUUCAAAGCCAAUAAAUUUCAUCGGUCACUGACAUUGAAACAACUCAUUCAACCCGGAAGAUUACUACAAUUAGCUAUGGUCAUUGUUGUUAACAAGCAGCCAAGUGUUUCAAUAUGAUUAUCUAAAGUUUUGUC